This is a messenger RNA of Lycium ferocissimum, 972 nucleotides long. RefSeq lists its product as uncharacterized. Gene Ontology annotation, biological process: regulation of DNA-templated transcription. The transcript is spliced from 8 exons. Gene Ontology annotation, cellular component: nucleus. The coding region runs from base 1 to 705 and encodes 234 amino acids. The record is from RefSeq and is a predicted model, not a curated record. Lineage: Eukaryota; Viridiplantae; Streptophyta; Magnoliopsida; Solanales; Solanaceae.
AUGAAGUACAUUGUACAAGAAAGUGACAUGUCUCAUAGCUUGUUUUUUCAAAUUGAAAAAUCUAUGUUACGCACUUUGGACAAGGCGUACCUAGCUAUUAUUGAAAUCCACCUUUCUGCAGAAGAAAAGACGCGACUAAAGAUCUCCAUUGAAACGAAGGCAUCGCUGGAAGUGAAAACUGAGUAUGAAGAGCUCCGAAACGCAUCGCUGGAAGUGAAAACUGAGUAUGAAGAGCUCCGAAACGCUCGAAUCUUGGAAAACAAGGCUAGAAUGGCCAGUCUUGGAAUUCAAAAAACCAUCGCAGAGCUUCGAGCUAGAGCACAGUCAGAAAAGAAAUUGUGUGGUGAAGAAGAUUGUAAAUGUUGUGGUGAUUUGGACAUGGAUCAGCCUUGCUUAGGCCAGACAGAUUGUUCAAUUUGUCAUUCUAGCAGUGGUGUUUUUUGCCGAAGUUGUCUUAAUAGCCGCUAUGGUGAAGAACAGGAGGAGGUGAGAGCAAAUAAAGAAUGGAUAUGUCCUCACUGCACUGAAGAAAAAGGCAUCAAUCCAUAUUGGAUAUGUAACAGCCGAAAUUGCCUAAAGAAGCGAAAGAUGGCUCCAACUGAGAGGGACACUAUAUACACUAUAUACAGAGCUAGAAAGAUGGGAUAUAAAUCAGUGGCACAUCUGUUAAUGGAUCAGCUAAAGGGAGCAGUGGAAGGGAGAUGAUAAGAGCUUUUUAGUGAAUUUUGUAAACAUCUUAUUGGGUCUAAUUAGAAGAGCUACAUAGGCAGCUAAAUUAACUUCAGAACGUAAAGAUGAAUAUUAUGAAGACCAACCACCGAUUGUAAUGGCUUGGAUCCUCAUUAUCUAAAGAUGUAACUGGUGCGUGCGAUGUAAAAUGUUUUCGUUUUUUUACCUGGUGUUUUGUACCCACUAUGGGAUCCGACUAACUAGAAGUGCAAAGCAAUGCCAAAGGACAAGACCCUUGUUCCA